Chara braunii is the source of this 1739-nucleotide messenger RNA. The record is from the annotation of a GenBank genome assembly. NCBI's taxonomy places the organism in Eukaryota, Viridiplantae, Streptophyta, Charophyceae, Charales, Characeae.
GAUUGUUCUACCCCUGUUCCCACUCUCCCUACCCUCCCCGUACUCUGUGACCACCGGGACCCCUCAAAUACCACAUCAGUUCACACUGAUGUCGAUGGAACAAGACUCCGGAGCACUGCCACGACGCAGUGCCAGGCUUGCAGUUCGUGCACGACCUGUAGUACCUCCAAGACCCAAGCAGCGACUCAGCAAGCGGAAGACUCCAGCAGCAUCAAGUACAGCAAUGACAGUACCGGUUAGCACCGGGGUUCUUCCCGCAUGCCCGGUCCAAGGGGCCAAUGAGCCGGUGGCAGCUUACUUUCAGCGGGUACAGGUAUUCACUGAUACCGUAGCUGCCGUCAAGGCUCAGCAGGAGGCAGCAGAGACAGAACGUCAGCGGCUGGCCAAUGAGGCGGCAGCCCAAGCUCAGCAGACUGCUGAGGCUGACGCAGCGGCAAGAGACCAACGGAACGUCGCCAGUACGGAGUCCCUGAUUCAUAGUGAAAGUCAGUGGACAACGUUCCUCCAAGGCAUGAUCUUUGUGCCUUCGGAUGCGCAGGCAGAUCCGACACCGGCGGAGGCAGAGAGGACUCACCUGGCUAACUUGAUGCUUGGCAUGAUGAGAGGAAUCAUGUGGAAUAACACACUGCUGCAGGCACAUCUGCGCACGGAACGACAGCAAAGGCAAAAGUACCAGCAAGACAGUGCUGUUUUAACAGCUGCCAUCCGUGCCGAAGCAACACAGCAGCAGCAACAGCAUCAGCUGUUGAACUCCGCUCUCGCAUGCAUCAACAGCAUUGAGGCUAACGCCUCAGCAGCGCCAGGCUGCACGACGGACGCGACGAAGCCACUCAAUGAGCGCAUCGAUCACGUCGUCACCAUCAUUGGCGAACUAGGUGAUUUCACCAGUCCGGCCACGAUCAGCAGCACGGUGGCUUCUAUCAAGACGGACAUCACCAAGCUGCAGACGAGACCGGACGCCGCUACGAAGACUUACAAGAUGCCGCACUUCGACAUCAGCAAGUUCGAUGACUACAACAAGUCGGACGCCUUGACAUGGUGGCAACGCUUCCUCAUGGAAGCAUCAUGCCGCACUGUCCCGGCGGACGACAUGAUGAAGGCGCUCUACUUGCAAUUGAUUGGAGGAGCACAGGCAUGGAUGAACCAUCUGGCGGCUACCAACAAAUGCACCAUCGCCGAACUCCACACGCACAUCACAUGGAAAGAGUUCGAGAAGCUAUGGCUCACCCGGUUCAUGGUUCGCAACGUCGUGAAGGCAGCCAUGAACGAGGUGUACACCUGCUCUCAAGGUAGUAUGCCAACUCGAGACUGGACAACUAAGUGGCAGAAGAUAGUGACCACACCAGGCUUCGAUUUGAGUUUUACCAAUCAACGAUCCGAGUUUUUCUCGCGAUCGUGCGCAAGACUGCGAUCGGCACUCGGCAACGAGUACGAUUACGAUUCAUUCCAGGCCAUUCUGGAUCGUGCAAACUUGGUCAUCCAAACAGAUGACAAGGCCGCAAACGAACGGCAGUCCCAACCGCAUUAUGUGGCUAAGCAUGGCUAUCAACGUCCGACACAUAACAAUGCCGUGAUUUCUGAAGAAACAGACGAUCUCCACGCUGCAGCAGCAUCCUCGAGUGAUGGAGGAAUUAUAGCAGCGCUCCCGCCGAAGCGUCCCUAGAGAUUUCGGAAGAACAAGGCGACACAAGAGACGACAUCGACGGGAACUGGGCAGCAGCCAUGGACGGCUUACAAGA